Cylindrotheca closterium is the source of this 1044-nucleotide messenger RNA. Lineage: Eukaryota; Bacillariophyta; Bacillariophyceae; Bacillariales; Bacillariaceae. The record is from the annotation of a GenBank genome assembly.
AUGAAGCUAUAUUCGACACUGCUGAUACAAUGGAUACUGAUGGCAACAGGCGCCUUCAUGAUCAGCAGUGUGCCAGUUUCUCUAGCUCAAGAUGACUACCGAGAUCAUAUUCAGGAACCAAAACAACGAACCCACCCGAACCAAGAGGGUACUCGUACAACUGGUCAAUUCCAAACAAAAGAUCACCAACGGUCAAAACAUGAUGACAUCGUGAGUAGUAGCACUGUGCGCACUCAUAAUAAGAAUGCGGAUAGUCGGAAUGAGCAUCCGCGGCAAAACGAUCAUAUAGAUUCCGAUCAGGAACUGAGGUAUGAAAAUCAUCAUGGUUCUUCAGAUACCGUACAACCAGACCAAAAGGGAGGAAAGAAUGGACAUGAGACUACCAAAUACACCAGCCUUCGAACCAUUCAAAGUAGUGAAAAUCGCAGUGUUCCAACCGAUCGAGAUUCAUACACCCCCGAAAGAAAUUCCAACCUAGAUUAUCAUCACACGACGGCGAAGCAAGGAAGUGAUAAUCAUUCCAAUCCGCCGCAGCAUCAUCAUCCACAAGAUGAUGGGCAACACUCUCAGUCACAGUACUAUAAUGGGCGAGAUUCUUCCACGCCCCUAACCAAGACUGACAAGCUACAUGUGGCGAAGGAGGAUGGGAAUGAUCUCACCUACUUUAGCCAAACAAGUCGCAAUUCAAAUCCGAAACAGGAAAACGGACGCCAUAAUGAUCAUCUUCGCACUUCCACUACAGAAGCAGCCAACAAGAGAGAAUCGUUAUCACACCACCACGGAAAGGACACUGGUGAUGAUUCGAACCAUGUAGUAUCGAUAGAUAGGUCCAGCAGUAAUAGUGCUGGUGGCCAACAUGAUCCCACUGGAGAUGGCAACGUUGACUGGAACAGCAAAGUGGACCAAACGCAAUAUACCCAAGAUGGCUCUUCUUCAAAUACUGCUACUUCUGUUGAUGACUCUUCCACGAACAAAAUGCCCGUGGUGUAUUGCUCCGUCAUUGUCUUCUUGUUAGUGGCAGCCUUCCAAUUGAAGCCACACUGA